GUGCAAUAUGUUUAAAAUAUACUUGAUGUAAACAAACUGCCACUAUUCAGCAAUGAAUCAAGUGAAUAAUGAUAAUUCGAUGUGUAUUAAUAACAACACUGAGUUAAAUUACUCUUCUGGGGAAGGUUUUCCUCGACGGAGGCAGUAAGCGACCGCUGGAGAAGCGACUGCCGGCUGCGCGUGCCAGUGACUAAAGUUGUAUCCUGUGUGGCUCCGCAGUGCGCGUGUGUGCUCGACGGGAACUGCAAAGCCGCAGCAGCGACCGUCGUUUCAUCGCCAGCACCGAGUGUAUCCGAGCCACUGGCCGACCGGACCACCCAGGAAUACAAAACAAGCCCGUCAACUCUCUGGACCACGGUUGUUUUUUUUAGAGCUAACAAAAAUAAGGCAGAAGCUAAGUAGCUAACCUGAAAUGGCGACGGCUAUAUACCUUGAGCAUUACCUUGACAGUAUUGAAAACCUACCAUGUGAGCUGCAGAGAAACUUCACUCUGAUGCGAGACCUGGACAACAGGACUGAAGAAAAGAAAGGAGAGAUCGACCAGCUGGCUGAAGAGUACGUUGUGAAAGUGAAGAACUUUGCGUCGGAGCAGAGAGUGGAACAUCUGCAGAAGAUCCAGAACGCCUACAGCAAGUGCAAAGAGUUCAGCGAUGACAAAGUUCAGCUGGCAAUGCAGACGUACGAAAUGGUGGACAAACACAUCCGCAGACUGGACGCGGAUCUCGCUCGCUUUGAGAACGAGCUGAAGGAGAAGCUGGAACUGAGCGGCUACGAAAGUACGGAAGGGAGAAGCGUGAAAAAGCCAGAGACCCGCGGCCUGAGAGACAAACGAGCCUCCAGAGGAAGAGCAAAGAAGGCUUCUGAUGAAGAUUCCCCCAAGAAGAAAAAGAUCAAAAACAGCCCCGAGCUGAGCGACGCCCUCCUGCCGAUGCAGCCCUCCGACGUGUUGGACAUGCCGGUGGAUCCCAACGAGCCGACGUACUGCCUCUGCCACCAGGUGUCCUACGGGGAGAUGAUCGGAUGCGAUAACCCCGACUGUACGAUCGAGUGGUUUCACUUCGCUUGUGUCGAUCUCGCCUCAAAACCCAAAGGAAAAUGGUUUUGUCCGCGCUGCACCCAAGACAAGAAGAAGAAAUGAGACGUCCUGCCUUCAGAGAUCCAUCAAGAGUAACUCGCUUAUUUUCAACUUUCUCACGUUUUUGUCUCCAAGUGACCGAAACCAAAAAAAAACGUCUUCACUUUAGUGCAGAGAUAUUAAGUGAGGACUAUUUGUUACUCGGACCUUCAUCAUUUUACCAAGAGACAAACAGGAAAACAAGCAUCACGCUGCAGCCAGCCGCCGCUAAACAUGCAGACAAGAAUCCUCAGCGUCAACGUGUCUGAGGACGUCAUGGAAGGAACCAGAGACCCGUCCUCCGCGUGUAGCUCUGUGUUCAUAUCAAAUGUCUUGCACACUUAUAACUCCACACGUAGAAGAUGUCAACAAUGUGGACGACGCCUGAACGUCUCGUGAGAUUUCGGAGCGAGACUUUGUUCCACGUAACGAACCAGGAGAGACUUUCAUCUCCGUGGGUCAUUUCCUUCAUGGUGACAGAUGUUAAUAACGACACUGUCUGCAUAACUCUACGUUUGCUCCAGAAGGCUUCUCUACAUCGACGCUGGUUUCAAAAUGUCUUUUAUGUCCACAAUAAUCUGAGACAAAGACAUGAAAAUAAGAUCCAAGUUAGAAAAUACCGGUGUUGCUCUUUGACUAAGUGUGUGUGUGUGUGUGUGUGUGUUCAUGUCUCCACGCGCUCAGCGGGUCAUUCUGCACCGCGAGGCCGUUACCUUUCCGACCAAUCAGAACGUCCGUCCUCCAAUCUAGUGUAAAUAUUCUGAUCAUUAACAAAGUCACAUAUCUCGAUCGUGGCUCAUCGGACUUGAGCUUUUCUAAAGGAAUGAACAGCCUGCUGAAACAUUUACCAUUUUAAAAAAUAUUAAAAUAAAUGAUCUAUACGAUUUUCA
Molecule: messenger RNA, 2004 nt
Organism: Gasterosteus aculeatus aculeatus (three-spined stickleback)
Lineage: Eukaryota; Metazoa; Chordata; Actinopteri; Perciformes; Gasterosteidae
Gene: ing5a
Product: inhibitor of growth family, member 5a
Biological process (GO): regulation of DNA-templated transcription; positive regulation of apoptotic signaling pathway
Cellular component (GO): nucleus
Molecular function (GO): chromatin binding
Source: RefSeq, a predicted model, not a curated record